AUGGACGAAAUGGACGUGGACGGGCCUGCGGGUACGAAGCGGAAACUAAAUGACAGUUUAGACGAGACUCGACCCGCUCGGCGCAUUAAGGCGUUGGAUCCAGAUGUAGUAAAUAAGAUUGCGGCUGGCGAGAUUAUCGUUGCUCCAGUACACGCUCUCAAGGAACUCAUCGAGAAUGCGGUGGAUGCCGGCUCCACGGCUUUGGAAAUCCUCGUCAAGGAUGGUGGGCUGAAGCUUCUCCAGAUCACGGAUAACGGCUGCGGUAUUGAGAAGGACGACCUGGCAAUCCUAUGCGAACGCCAUACUACGUCCAAGAUCACGGCGUUUGAGGACUUAUCCUCCAUAGCAACUUACGGCUUUCGAGGAGAGGCCUUGGCUAGCAUAAGUCAUAUUGCCCAUCUGUCAAUUACUACCAAGACAAAGGAUUCAGCCUUGGCAUGGCGUGCACAUUAUUUGGAUGGCAAAAUGGUUGCCCCCAAGCCUGGCCAGACUGCCGAGCCUAAGGGAGUGGCAGGACGGCCUGGGACACAAAUCACUGUAGAAGACUUGUUUUUCAGUAUUCCGACCAGACGAAGAGCUUUUCGGUCACCAUCUGAUGAGUACAAUAAAAUCAUUGACAUGGUUGGCCGCUAUGCCAUCCACUGUCAAGGCGUCGGAUUUACUUGUAAAAAGGCUGGCGAAGCCUCCAACACCUUGUCCAUUCAGAGCCACGCCACGACUCUUGAUAGGAUACGGCAAAUCUAUGGCAGCAAUGUCGCCAACGAAUUAGUAGAGUUUGAUGCUUCUGAUGCACGAUGGGGCUUCAAGGCUCACAUGUUGGCAACAAACGCAAACUAUCACAUCAAGAAGACGACGUUUCUGCUCUUCAUCAACAACCGGAGCGUUGAAUCGUCCAACGUAAAGAAAGCAAUUGAGCAAACAUAUGCGAAUUAUCUACCCAAAGGAGGCCAUCCCUUCCUCUACCUCAGCCUGGAAAUCGACCCUGCACGAGUAGAUGUCAACGUCCACCCGACGAAACGCGAGGUCCAUUUUCUCAAUGAAGAUGAAAUUCUUCACACAGUUUGCACAGAGUUAGAAUCACAAUUAUCAAAUGUCGAUACUAGUCGUACGUUUAAAACUCAGACGCUGCUCCCAGGAGCAAAACCGGUACCAGAAAGCAUGGACGAGGACGAGCCACCGCCCCGAGUCACGAUAACAGGCAAGAGGAGGCGAAAUUCCAAUGAUCUAGUUCGAACGGAUACAUAUGCACGCAAAAUUACCACCAUGUUCUCAUACGCAGACGACGCCGAGGGAUCAAAGGAGAAAACGACUAAAGAGGAGGAAGCACUGGCUGUACCCGAGAAAAUUGAAUACGAAACAAAUGAUCGAGAGGUGACCGUUUGUCGGUUGAACAGUAUCAAGGAGCUACGAAGCGAAGUACGAGACGCCAUGCAUAACGAUUUAACGGAGAUAUUCGCAUCACAUACAUUUGUUGGGAUUGUAGACGACACCAGAAGGCUUGCCGCUAUCCAGGGCGGCGUCAAAUUGUACUUGGUAGACUAUGGACACACAUGCUUUGAAUAUUUUUACCAGCUAGGGCUGACGGACUUUGGGAAUUUUGGCGUUAUUCGAUUCAGUCCUGCUCUGGGGCUUAGGGACUUGCUGCAAAUGGCAGCCGAGGCUGAGAAGAAGGCCCUCGAUGCCUCGGACGACGAUUUCCCCGUGGAGAAAAUUGUCAAUAAAGUUGCCGAUCAACUCAUUGAGCGCAGGGAAAUGCUGCAGGAGUACUUUUCACUCGAAGUAUCCCCCACGGGAGAGUUAAUUUCAAUUCCAUUAAUGGUCAAGGGGUACACGCCGCCGCUUUCAAAGCUCCCCCGAUUUCUGCUUCGGCUUGGUCCCAAUGUCGUCUGGGAUGACGAAAAGCCCUGCUUUGAAGCCUUCUUGCGAGAACUGGCCACCUUCUAUGUACCAGAACAGCUGCCCACACCGCCGGCUCCAGGUGGUGAGGACAAUGAGGAGGGUAUACCGGAGGAAGUGAAGACGAGAAGACAGCACGUCAGAUGGGCUGUGGAACACAUCUUUUUUCCAGCCUUCAAGGCAGGACUGGUGGCGACAAAGGCGCUUAUGAGCGGGGGAAUUUUGGAAGUGGCGAGUCUAAAGGGAUUAUACAAGGUGUUUGAACGGUGUUGA
Messenger RNA from Pochonia chlamydosporia 170, 2169 nucleotides. RefSeq names its product DNA mismatch repair protein Mlh1. Gene Ontology annotation, biological process: mismatch repair. Gene Ontology annotation, cellular component: MutLalpha complex. Bases 1 to 2169 code for a protein of 722 amino acids. Lineage: Eukaryota; Fungi; Ascomycota; Sordariomycetes; Hypocreales; Clavicipitaceae. The transcript has 3 exons. Gene Ontology annotation, molecular function: ATP binding; ATP hydrolysis activity; ATP-dependent DNA damage sensor activity. The record is from RefSeq and is a predicted model, not a curated record.